This is a messenger RNA of Drosophila sulfurigaster albostrigata, 612 nucleotides long. RefSeq lists its product as uncharacterized. NCBI's taxonomy places the organism in Eukaryota, Metazoa, Arthropoda, Insecta, Diptera, Drosophilidae. The transcript has 3 exons. Gene Ontology annotation, biological process: regulation of transcription by RNA polymerase II. The record is from RefSeq and is a predicted model, not a curated record. Bases 148 to 573 code for a protein of 141 amino acids. Gene Ontology annotation, molecular function: DNA binding. Gene Ontology annotation, cellular component: transcription regulator complex; nucleus.
UGUAUCCAUUGAAAUAAAAAAAAAAAUUUCUCUACUAGUGUUGGUGUUUUCUUUUGAAUGUAUUGAAAUUUGCUCUGUCGUAAACAGCGUUUGGGCAUCCCUGUUCUCAAAGACUACAAAAUCACAACACAUUCACGAGGAAUAAAAAUGAACAUUGACAGGCUGAUCAGCGAAGUCGAGCAGCGUCCCGCUCUGUGGGAUGCCACCCAUCCGGAGCACGCUGACCAAGGGGCGAUAAGGCGCGAAUGGCUCGGCGUGGCCGAAGCAAUGAAUGCUAAUGUGGGGCUGUGUCGGCGCAAGUGGCAGAGCUUGCGCCGCAGCUAUCUGAGGUGCGUUAGCUUACGCAUCCCGUGGAUCCACGCCGAAGCGAUGCGAUUUCUAGGCAACGGCAACGACGAGAACGAUGAGGAGAUCGACGACAACUACUUCUUCGUCAUUAGUUUGUUGACGACGAUGAGGAGGAUGACGCCAUUGCUAAAUAUCGAAUUUCGCACCAUGGUGAUGGAUGGUUUGCGCUGUAUGAUGACCAAAAUGCAACAGGAGCAACAGGAGCCAUCCAGCACCACACUUUAAAAUAAACAAAAAAAAUUCCAUACAUUUAAUAUAUAAAUA